Messenger RNA from Cucumis melo (muskmelon), 2991 nucleotides. Its product is annotated as linoleate 9S-lipoxygenase 6-like. Gene Ontology annotation, molecular function: protein binding; metal ion binding; oxidoreductase activity, acting on single donors with incorporation of molecular oxygen, incorporation of two atoms of oxygen. Gene Ontology annotation, biological process: lipid oxidation. The record is from RefSeq and is a predicted model, not a curated record. The transcript is spliced from 9 exons. NCBI's taxonomy places the organism in Eukaryota, Viridiplantae, Streptophyta, Magnoliopsida, Cucurbitales, Cucurbitaceae. The coding region runs from base 62 to 2734 and encodes 890 amino acids.
UCUCCAAACCAUCCCAUUCUUCAGUACUUAAGUAAGAGAAGGAAAAGAGAGAGAAGAAAAUAUGAUUGGUAAGAUUCUAGGAGAUGCUCUUAAAACCACCGGCGACACCCUUAGAACGACCGGGGACAUUGCCGACUCCGUCCUAAAUGCUGGAGGGAACUUUCUCGACCGUGCAAGAGAUUUCCGUCGGCGCGGGAAGAAGAAGAUUAAAGGGAAGGUGAUUCUAAUGAGAAGCAAUGUGCUAGACUUCACGGAAUUUCAUUCUACUAUUCUUGAUAACGUCGCUGAGUUGUUGGGCAGUGGAAUUGAAAUGAACCUCGUGAGUGCAACUGAGGUCGAUCGCCAUUCGAAUGACCCGCGAGGUAAAAUUGGAACGAAAGCUGUUGUGGAGAGGUGGUUGACUUCAGCACCACCUGUGUUCGCUGGAGAGUCAGUAUUUCAAGUGAACUUUGAAUGGGAAGAUGAUUUUGGAUAUCCAGGAGCUUUCUAUAUAAGAAAUGGACAUACAAGUGAAUUUUUUCUCAAGUCUCUCACUCUUGAAGAUGUUCCUGGCUACGGAAGAGUUCAUUUCGAUUGCAACUCAUGGGUUUACCCAAAAAGAAGAUACAGAAAAGAUCGAAUUUUCUUUGUCAACCAGUCAUGGCUUCCAAGUGAGACACCUGAACCACUUCGAAAGUAUAGAGAAGAAGAGCUAUUGAAUCUAAGAGGAGAUGGAAGAGGAGAGCGUAAAGAAUGGGAUAGAAUUUAUGACUAUGAUGUUUACAAUGACAUUGCCGAUCCUGAUGCCGGUGAUAAACUUGUUCGUCCUAUUCUUGGAGGACCUGAAUAUCCUUAUCCUCGUAGAGGAAGAACCGGAAGACCGAGAACUAGAAGAGAUCCAAAUUCAGAGAGGAGAUUACAAUCAGUGAUAGGGCUAAACAUUUAUGUACCAAGAGAUGAAAAUUUUGGACAUUUGAAGAUGGGAGAUUUUCUUGGGUAUGCAUUGAAAGCACUUUCUGCAAGCAUCAAACCUGGGCUUCAAACUGUAUUUGAUACAACUCCAGGAGAAUUUGACAAUUACAAAGAAUUGUAUAAUCUUUAUGAAGGAGGAUUUCCUAUUCCACAAAAUCUCUUUACACUCCUUUCUGAUUCCCUCACAGCACCAUUGUUAAAAGAGGUUUUAAGAAUUGAUGGUGACAGAUUCCUCAGAUUUGCAGUUCCUGAUGUCAUCAAAGAUGACAAAAGUGCAUGGAGGACUGAUGCAGAAUUUGCAAGAGAAAUGAUAGCCGGAGUUAACCCUAUUCUCAUUUGUCGUCUUGAACAUUUUCCACCAUUGAGUAAACUUGAUCCUAAACGUUAUGGAAAUCAAAAUAGCACAAUUACCGAAGAACAAAUAAAGGAUGGCUUGGAAGGGCUCAGUGUUCAUGAGGCAAUGAAGGAGAACAAGUUAUACAUAUUGGAUCAUCACGAUGCAUUGAUGCCAUAUCUUAGAAAGAUAAACUCAACAUCGACAAAGACUUAUGCCACAAGAACACUACUCUUUCUGAAAGAUGAUGGGACUUUAAAGCCUUUGGCUAUUGAGUUGAGCUUGCCACAUCCUCAAGGAGAACAACUUGGUGCCAUUAGCAAACUAUACUUUCCAGUGGAAAAAAGUAAUGUUGAAGGCUCAAUUUGGCAACUAGCCAAGGCUUAUGUGGCUGUUAAUGAUGCUGGAUACCAUCAACUUAUUUCCCAUUGGUUGAAUACACAUGCGGUACUUGAGCCUUUUGUGAUUGCAACACAUCGGCAAUUAAGUGCGCUUCAUCCAAUUCAUAAGUUAUUGGCUCCACAUUAUAAAGAUACCAUGUUCAUAAAUGCAUUUGCAAGGCAAACCCUCAUUAAUGCUGAUGGACUUCUUGAAGCAACUCAUUUUCAAUCAAAAUUUGCCAUGGAGUUGUCUUCUUACAUAUACAGAGAAUGGAAUUUCCUUGAACAAGCCUUACCCGCAGAUCUCCUAAAGAGAGGAGUAGCAAUUAAGGACCCAAGUUCUCCACAUGGACUCAAGUUAUUGAUAGAGGAUUAUCCAUAUGCUGUUGAUGGACUUGAAAUUUGGUCAACUAUCAAAAAUUGGGUGACAGAUUAUUGCAGUAUCUACUACAAAGAUGACACUGCAGUCCAAAAUGACAUUGAACUCCAAUCUUGGUGGAAAGAAGUUGUAGAGAAAGGUCAUGCUGACAAGAAACAUGAAGCAUGGUGGCCAAAGAUGCAAAGUUUAAAUGAACUAAUAGAAUCUUGCACCAUUAUUAUAUGGAUUGGUUCAGCUCUGCAUGCCGCUGUUAAUUUCGGACAAUAUCCUUACGGAGGCUUUGUUCCUAAUCGUCCAACGGUAAGUCGAAGAUUUAUGCCUGAAGUCGGUAGUAAAGAGUAUAAAGAACUUGAAUCUUGCCCUGAAAAAGCCUUCUUGAGAACCAUAAAUUCUCAACUACAAUGCCUUCUUGGAAUGUCACUUAUUGAAAUUUUAUCAAGACAUGCUUCUGAUGAAGUUUAUCUUGGGAAAAGAGGUAGCUUAGAAUGGACAUGUGAUAAAGAUGCAUUAGAGGCAUUUGAUGAUUUUGGUCAAGAAGUGAAUGAAGUUGAAGAAAGGAUUAUGGAAAGGAAUCGCAACAUCAAAUUCAAGAAUAGAACUGGCCAAGCUAAUGUUCCUUAUACUAUGCUUCUUCCUUCUAGCACCGAAGGAAUCACUGGCAAAGGAAUUCCUAAUAGUAUCUCUAUCUAAAAUAGCUAUUUGGUUUGUGUGUGUUCUGAUUAUGUAAGUUUUAUUUUUCUUGCAUGUUGUUUUUAUCUUUUUGGUUUGACCUAUUUCUUAAGCUAUAUGAAAUAAAAAAUUAAAAAUGCUCAAGGGUAGGUUUGGAUUUGAAAGUGUUAGUUGGGUUUUUAAAUUUUAUGCAUGUAUUCAACUCUGUUAUUGUGCUGUCUUACUUUUUGGUGUGUUUGUGAAAGGAAUAAAAGAAUUGUGCUUUAUGUUUUAAUUAA